UGUAACGAACGACAGUCAGGGACUCAGUUCGUUCGUUCAGUUUAGUGAGUCAUUGCCGCUCAUCAAUCAAUCAAUCAAUCAUUCAAAUUGUUGAAACUUAAGCAAAUAGAAAAAAGAAUAAUAAAAUAAAAAACAAACAAUAAAACAUAAAAAUACAAAUACAGAAAAACUAACGCGAGUGCAGUGAUGCAAAUAGCUUUAUUAAAAACAACAACCACAAGUGCCCUAAACAAAACGCCGUCAGCCGCCCCCAAGUAAAGCGAAAAAAAAAACCCACACGAGCUAAGCGUGAGGGACUUUGAACGGUUACGACUCUGAUGGUGGUGGAUUACCGUGGGGUGGGUGGCUAGUGUUAUCGUCUUUGCUCGCUCUCGCCCACAAAUUGCCAGCAGCGGCAACUUGCUCCAAAUUUGUAGAUCAUGCGCAAUAGGAACGACUCGCUGAAACGCUCACUGGUUCGCUCAUUGCCCAAACAGGAUAUUUUAUUAUACUGAAAUUCAAACCCACACACACAUAUAUGUACAUACAUAUAGAUGCGUGCUGAGCUGCGCUCUUUUAACGUACGAGCACCGCAGAAAAUUCGCAUAUUCAGGCCAAAAGCAUUGCGCUCGUAGUAAAACGCGGCUCAUAAGCAAAAGCUCCGCACUGCCAUUCGGACGCAUUCCGUUGCCUGCUCCCACUUACACCUUAUCACGCGCUCCCACAUAGAAAAAGAAACACACACACACACAUAAAACAUACACUCGCACACACGCGUAACCGUUCCUACAUGCAUUCACACAUACACGUGCAAAAAUCAAUUGAACGCAGUUAAAAGAAAAAAUCGGUUAACUAAAAGGGAUUUUUGGUCAAAACGCGUUGUUUUUGAGGCCCUGGCUGCCAAAUAAUGUUGAAAUUGACUGUGAAAUGUGCAAAAGCGAGAAAAGCGAAAAAAGCUCACAAGUUACGCAAAAAAUGCAGCAGCAUCGCAGCCGCAGUAGCAGCAGCAGCGAGCAAAAUGUGAAACGGAAACGAGCAAACGAACAAUGUUAAAAGUGCAGAGGAUCGAAGGAUGCAUCCGAGUGCCUCCACAGUGCCAUUGACCACCGAACCAGCAAUUUGUCAUUAACGCCAACGCAAGCAUCAGCAACUGAAUUGCUGCCACGGCAUCAUCAACUGCAACGGCAACUGCAUCUGCAUCUGCAUCUGCAACUGCAACAGCAACAGCAAUUGCAUUUGCAUUUGCAUUCGUAUCCGCAAUAUAGCCGCAAAAGCCUUGCCAACUGCACCUGCAUCUAACGCUGUUCUCCCGCCGGCAACCAUCCCACAGAAGCUGUCCUUGUUGUUGUUGUUGCUGCUGCUGCUGCUUGUGAUUUUGAGUUUUCAUAAUUAAACGGUGAAUUUCGUGCGGCUAGCGAAGCGACGAACAGACAUCCAGGCAACCAGGCAUCCAGGCAACCAGGCAACCAGGCAUCCAGGCAUCCAAACAUCCAGUCAGCAUCCAUCAGGCCAGGAAACGCAGUUUAGCACUACUAUACGAGCAACGAAUGAAUCGAACUUGCAUUUUAUAUAUAGACUAAGCUAAUGAAUUUUCGUAAAAUUAAGUCGAUAACGCGAUCACGCCCCUGGGCACUUUUCUCGAGACUUCAGCCAGGGCCACAAAUGCCCCAACUGUAGCAGCAGAAGACAGACUUUCCCAUAAGGAUCCCCACUCAUAAAUGCAGUGGAAGAAGAAGUUUACUCGAUUGAAAGCAGCUACUGGAAAUUCGCGUGUGCGAAGAAUGCUUUGUUGUGGACGUAGAAAGGAAAAUGGAAGAUCAGUUCCUGAUGUUACAGCCAGUCCGGGCCGCGCGCCCCCCGGCCCGCUGCCCGCCAACCAGCUGUCCGGCAUGGGCAACCAGCAGCAGCACCACCUCCAUGCCAACCAGCAGCAGCAGCAGCAACAGCAGCAGCAGCAGCAGCAGCACCAUGGCAACCAGCAACAGAAUCGCGGCCAGAGCGGAAACACAAACGGCUCAGGUGGCGUCAAGGAUCCGGUGCUGCUCCAAGGUGACUUUCGCAAGGUCAGCGGCAUCAGCUCGGAGAUCUUUCGGCAGAUAGAAGCUGUUGAGAACGAUCAUGACCCGAACACCGCGGCGGCACUGGAGGCAGUGGAGCGCCGUGGCGAGAUGAUCGUGCGCAUCCUGGAGCCACGCUCCAUGGGCAGCAAGCACGCUGUAGAUGCGGCGCACAAGCUGAUGAACAAGGCCGAUGGCCGGCACACCGUGCAGCUGGUCGAGAUUGUGAAGCGGCCCGGUCAAACACUGGGCCUCUACAUACGCGAGGGCAACGGCGCCGAUCGCACCGACGGCGUCUUCAUAUCCCGCAUCGCCCUCGAGUCGGCCGUCUAUAACAGCGGCUGCUUAAGGGUGGGCGACGAAAUCCUGGCCGUCAAUUUGGUGGAUGUCACUCAUAUGUCGCUGGAUGAUGUCGUCAUCAUUAUGUCAAUUCCUCGGCGCCUGGUGCUGGCCAUACGGCAGAGGCGGGGCAAUCGUGGCGCUGGGUCACCGGGGCCGCCAACACUGUCGAGGCCGGAGCAGAAGCCCCCACCGGUGGUGGUCAUCAAGCGUGAUAUCAGAGACGAAGACCUGGACGAAACCGAUCGAAUGCCGCGCCCGCGUUCAUCACGUGAAAGACGUACAGGCGACGGCCGAGAGAUGACCGAGUCGCGCUCCAGGCUGGGGCUGGGCCUCAACAACUACAGUCCGCAGUCGGAGCAGCUGGACAUGUACUACAAUACACGGGGAGGCGUCAAUGCCAUGGGCGAACCACCAAACUGGGGCUACAAGCCGCCGCCGCCACCAUCGUCGGUCAUCACGGAGCAGCCCACCAAGGGGCAUGCGUUUGCGCCUUCGCACGCCUACUAUCAGAACGCUGGCACGCUGGAGAGCCUGGCGGAAAAGGUUCAUGCAUUUUAUCCGGGCGCACCGGGGCAGCCGCUCGGCCCUUCGCGCCGCAUGUCCACGGGCACUGGCAACGUGGGCUUGGCCCAGCAGCACGCCCGGUUUCCGCGCUCUGGUUCCGAUCAGCAUUUGCCGCGAGUCGAGUACGCUGAUUACUCCAACUCACUGGGCCGCCACUCGCUGCUGCGCUCGAGCUUAAAGCCCGGAACGGGUGCGCCAAUGCCAGUGGGGGUUGGCGGCACGUUGGGUCGCUAUGGGCGCUACGAUCAGCAACGCGGCGGGGUUCCGAAGUACGGACCGCCAGCAGCGGGCGCACAGUCCCUCACCCGUCGCUCGCGACCCAAUCUGGACUACUCCAGCGACACCGAAGCCACCAUUGGGCCGCGGCCCAGCUACUACUACUAUAACCGGCCUGCCAUAGGCAGCAUGCCGCGUGGCUCAAGCGGCGUGGGAGGCAGCGGAGCCGCUGCAGCCGCAGCUGCCAUGCUGGCCGGUGGCCCAGAUCUCAACAAAUUCAACUCACUGCCAAGGGAGCGACCUGGCGCCAGGCUACAGGGCAUUCGGGCGCGCAUAGGCGAUCGCAUUCUGGACGAGAAUGAUGGCAACAUCUCGGCGCCCGAGUAUGAUGCGCGGCGUGGGCGUGACCUGCGCCAACGCAUUACGGCCAGCCCCGGCCCCUCCAUCUUUACGGCGGACGAAUACCGUGCGUGGCUGAGGCGCGCCCCCAGCAGCUCUGCGAUUGCAGAGCAAAUGCGCAUGACUCGGGACAUGUUCGCUCAGCCGCGCUCACAUCGCUUCUCCUGCAGUGCGGAGAACAUUCACGAUGCUCUGCGGAAUACCGAAAGCAUUUACUCCAGCAGAACGGGCAUACUUGGCACUGGCACCCUAGACCGUAAUCUGGGUCUAACCCGACCCAUAUCAGCACUGCCCGUGCGUUCCAUGUCCUCGCAGCACAUAGGUGGCGCUGGUUCAAUACGCUCACCCAGCAUCCGGCGCAUGCGCCAGCUCCUGGAACUAUCUGCUGGCCCAGCUAGUCCUAGUGGCAGCAUCAUGAGCACAGCCGGCCAUCAGAGUCCGGCGCCCACGCCCAGUGCCACAAUGCCACGAGCGCAUCGGCAGAUCGACAUCAAUCCGGCGGAGUUCGCCAAGUACAAGUUGGACAAGCCCAUUGUGGACAUUGGCGGCGUCUCGGGCAUGCUGUGGAUACAUCUGCUGGCGGGCCGCGGAUUGCGCUCGACUCCAGAGCAGGGCGCACAGCUUGGGGCAGGCGGAGCACCGCUCCCACAGACCAGAGAUCUCUACUGCGUGAUUGAGUGCGACCGCGUGCAUAAGGCGCGCACGGUGGUGCGCUCGGGAGACUUGCAAUUCGAUUGGGACGAGUCCUUCGAGCUCGACCUGGUGGGCAACAAGCAGCUGGACGUGCUCGUCUACUCCUGGGAUCCGCAGCACAGGCACAAGCUCUGCUAUCGCGGCGCCAUAUCGCUGUCGGCGGUGUUGCGGCAGUCGCCUCUGCAUCAGCUGGCGCUCAAGGUGGAGCCGCGUGGCACAGUCUACAUCCGCAUGCGGCACACCGAUCCCCUGGCGCUGUAUAAGCGUCGCGGUCUGCCCAGCCUGCGUGCCGGCUAUCCCACGCUAUUCGGCGCCGACCUGGAGACGGUGGUCAACAGGGAGUCGAAGAACGUGCCCGGCUGUGCACCGGUGCCAAUUGUUCUGCGACGUUGCGUGGAGGAGGUGGAGCGGCGAGGCCUCGAUAUAAUCGGGCUGUACCGCCUGUGCGGAUCGGCGACCAAGAAGCGUUUACUGCGCGAGGCCUUCGAGCGCAACAGCCGAGCUGUGGAAUUGAGCCCGGAACACGUUCCUGAUAUUAAUGUUAUUACCGGCGUCCUCAAGGACUACCUCAGAGAGCUGCCCGAGCCACUGUUCACGCGCUGUCUCUUCCAGAUGACGGUCGAUGCAUUGGCUGUCUGCCUGCCAGAUGAUCCUGAGGGAAAUGCGAAACUGAUGCUUAGCAUACUCGACUGUUUGCCACGGGCGAAUAGGGCCACCUUGGUGUUCCUGCUUGACCACUUGUCUCUGGUUGUGUCCAAUGCGGAGCGCAAUAAGAUGUCCGCUCAGGCGCUGGCCACUGUGAUGGGUCCCCCGCUGAUGCUGCAUUCGGCCAGUGCACAGCCUGGCGCUGACAUUGAUCACGCCCAGCCGAUUGCGGUGCUCAAGUAUCUGCUGCAGAUCUGGCCGCAGCCGCAAGCCCAGCAGGCGCAGCAUCAGCAGCUGGCUCAGCACAUGGGCGGCAUGGCCACAGCUAGCAGCAUGAGCAACAUGGCAGGUGUUGCUUCAGGUCGGCGCGGCGAGUCAACAGGGCAGCGUGGAAGCAAAGUCAGUGCGUUGCCAGUGGACAGACAGCAAAUACUACUGCAGCAGCAGCAGCAGCUCAUGGCGGCGGGCAACCUACUGCGCUCGUCCACUUCGGUAACCAACAUACUCUCCCAAGGCCAUCAUCAGCUCUCAGCCACAGCCAACAGUCAUCUGUAUCAAUCAGUAGUGGGUCAGUUAGCUCAAUCGCAUCGAGCCUUGCAACAAGCGGUGCAACAGCCCUAUCAAUUGGGGGGCUCAGCGGGCUCAGCAAUUCCCGACCAAUCGCCACUGCCACUUCCAGGCACACCCUCCCCAGGCAGUAGCUCAGCUUCGACGGGCUCCGGCUCGGGGUCGGGCUCGGGCUCGGGCAAGAGCACUGAUACCAUCAAACGUGGUGCUUCGCCCGCCUCUGUCAAGCAAGUGAAAGUCGCAGAUACGCUCAGCUCGUACUCUGUCGUGCAGAAGAAGCCCCCACUACAGAAGGAUGCACCCAUAGAAGAGAUUACGCCUCCAGAGGCUAGCGCUAGCGCCGGCGCCAGCGGAAGCGCCGCCAGCUCGACCAACCGCAAGGGCGUCGACUUCUACGAACCGCACAACUCGCAUUCCAAGAGCUUGGCCAGCGACGAGCCCUACACAUCCAAGUACAGCAGCAGCACUCUGGACUCCAAGAAGAACAGCUUCGGCAGCAGCUACACGCCCAGCAAAAGCUCCAACGCCAGCAACAACGACGACUACAAGGUCAUACGCAACAAGACGAGCGCCACAUCGAGCUCCAGCUCGUCUCAGGCAACGGUGCUGAGUGCUGGCUCGACGGCCACGUCGGCGCCAACCACCUCCUCGGAUGACUCCGACGACCUGGUCUCGUACAAAUCGUCGGCCUCGACCAAUGCGCUGCUGGCCCAGUCUCAGGCGAUGACCACCAGUCAGCUGAUGUCCAAGUACUUGAAGCGCGAACCGCGUGUCCAAUUCACACCGAUCAAGUCGCCGGACUCGCCUUCGCCGCCCGGCGGCGGGGACGGUCUGCCGAAGGGCACCUACCAGCUGGUCACGCCCAGCUCCAGCACCAGUUGCCUGGCGAAGCCUAGUGCCACCACUGGAGCGAUUAGCAAGUACACGACAUCAACAUCGUCGCCCAGUGCAGCGGACACCACCACGAAUCCAACGAGCAGCAGCAGCAAAUUGUCGUCGCCGUCGCGGCUGGCCAAGGAUGGCCGGUCGGGCGGCGCGGCGGUAAGUAGCUCCUCCUCUUCCCUGGUUUCGAGCGGCAGGCGGCUGUUUGACAGCCUCGCCUCGUCAUCGUCCUCGGAAACGGAGACAAAGACUUACAUUGGCGGCACCACAGUGGCCAGCGCAGUGAGCACCACCUCAACUUACACGAACGACUCCCGAAACGUAGCCACCAGCAAUAGCAGUAAAACAGCCUCCGGCUCAGAGCACAGAAGUUUUGGUAGCGCAUUAUUCGGCAGUAGCGCCAUAGGCAACGGCACCGGAAAUGGCAAUGGUCAUGGUGUCCACUCUAGCAACAGCCCCUUCGCCAGCACCAAUGGCAAUGCCAACAGCAGCAGCAAUCACAGUGCCAUGAAUCUCUAUGGAACUCUGCCCAAGAAUGGGGCUGCUAACGGCAGUAGCGCGGGCGCCACUCUCUUUGGCGCGAGCGCCAGUGCCAGCUCCUCGUAUCACUCGGGCAGCGGCACAGCCAGCAGCAGUGGGGUCAGCUCCAUGACUGGCUCCACCAAUAGCUAUGAUUUCUACACGGGCGGCGGCUCAGCUGGCAGCAGCAGCAGCAGCACACGCCCCUUCGCCAAUGGCGGCAACAACUAUCAUACGCUGGGCACUUACCGUGCCCAGUACGCGGCCACCAAUCCCUUCCUCGACGCCUUCGACGAGAAGCCCAGCAGCAAUGGGGCCAACAAUGGCCAUAGCAGCCACCACGUGGCCGACUCUAAGCUGGCAGCCAGCUCCGACAAGGGCCAUCAGCGUGCCUCAAUGGUGGCCGCCUUCCAGUCGUCGGGCGACUCGAAGAAUGGCAGCGACGAGUACGAUGAUCUCAAGUGAGUGGCGCGUGCUGUGCGCUGGGCAUUCGUGAGCGAUGGCGGGGGCGGGAGCGGGGGCGGUAGCAGCUAGAGGGGAGUUGAAAGCGAUUAUGAUAUCAACGAUGUCAAAUGCUGAAAUUGUUCUUUGGAGUAUUUACAGUUUACAGUUUACAAAUUUACAAACAAAUACAAAUUAUGAGAAAAUAUGAAUAUAUAAAUCGAUAAACAAUAACUCAAAGCUAUACUAAAAAAAAUAUAUAUAAUAAUAAAAAAAAAAUUAAUUAAAUACAACAAUUUAAAGAACAACUAAGGUUAAACGAAUUUUUAAGAUCACAUCAAUUUAUAUGGCAAUCCACAAAGACAGAGAACUGGUUUAAAUAAUACACAAAACGGAAACAAAAUGGCUGCCAAGCUUUAAGUGUUCGUCUGUGUGUGUGUUAUAUGUGUAUAUGCGUGUGUGUGUGUGUGUGUGUUUGCGUGUGCGUGUUGUAUGUGUGCAUCAUGCCAAAAAAGCUUUGCCUUAGCAGCAUUUAUAUACCCUUUGGCAGCCAUUUUGAAAUCGAGGGCAAGAAACCUUUACAAACAGUAUUUGAGCAGAAACUAAAUUCAUUGAAGAAUUGAAACGAAAGUAUACAUAAUAUAUAUGGUAUUAAGAAAUACGAAACCACAAAUCUUAACAGCUAAACUACAGGUUGAGCGCGCAUUUAAUUAUUUCCUCAGACAUACAUAUAUUGAAACAUACCGAUUUGCUGAAAACACAUACAUACAGAUAUGAAACACGUAUUUUUGCAGUAAAGCCAAGCGAAAAUACAUGAAAUAUUCGAGUCAUUCGAAUAGCCGAAUUUCUCCCAAAGUAACCUCCUUGCAACUUCUAUGCAGACUUUAGCUUCUUUUAAGGUGACCAAAUCUCUUAACUACUAUUAAAAAUGAGAAUAUUUCGUAAAAAUAUUGGAUAACUUUUCGAGCAAUAUAUUUGCCUAAGCCUCUUACACAUACAGCUAAAACACGCAUCUCUCUAUCUAUAUAUAAUAUAUAUAUACCUAUGAAUAAGUGUAUAUACGGAAUCUGUCAAGUAACAAGUUCACAUACAUGAUUAAAUGUACAUCCGUGUACGACUAGAUGGUAUUCUAAACAUAGAUGCUUAUAAGUCCAUUUCAGUUCACUCACACAAAUACUAACACACACAUACAUACACACACAUGCCACAUAUACAUGAAUACAUGAAUUUAUUGACAAAUCGAUGUGCUUAGUUUUUUGUAUGAAACAAAGUCUGAUAUACACACUAAUAUACAAGAAUACGGUAUUAAAUAUUCUUAAACAUUAAUAUACAAGCAUAUAUAUGUAUAUGCAUAUGCAUAUAUAUGUAGUAAUAUAUACAUACAUAUACAGUGACAAAACUAAAACACGCUUUGCGACUACGACGACAAGAGAAGGGUCUACAAAUUUUACAGCCAUUUUGUUUGAAUACUUUAGUAAAAGCUUUUUAUAAACAAAUAUAUACAUAAAUAUAUACAUAUAUAUAUACUUACAUAUAAGUAUAUGCAUAACUAACUGGAAACUAUAAUAAACUAAUUAUACAUAUUAUUAAUGCCUAUAUAUCUAAUAACAAUCUCCUAUUAAACUGUAAAUACCCACAAUGUACUUUAAAACUUAUGUGCUUUGGUGUCAGCCGAUUGGCGGAGCGAUCAGAAUACUAUACCGUUAGUCAGCUAGUCAGUGUUUGUCAGCGCUUGUCGUUAGUGUCUAGGACUAGGCUUAGUAGCGUACUUAAGUUAGGCUUUUGCUAUCCACAUGUAGAGUGCAACAAAGUGAAAUAUUUUUAUUUGAUUUCAGAUAAUAUAUAUAUAUAUAUAUACAUAUAUGUAUGUUAGAAAGCCAGGCAGCAUCGAAAGCAAUAAAUAUUUAACAUAUACCCACAAGUUGGACACACCGAAUAUAGAAAGAGAGGGAAUGAAGGAUAACACCAAAAUAACAGGAGCAUACCUAGAAUCAUAGUAAAUGUGUGUUAGUUAGCAUAUAUACAGAUUAUGUAUGUAUGUACCGGGUAGACAAACCUAAGUUUAGAGUUACCUAAUGAAACACUAGCAUAAUCAUUCGUCUUCAUCAAAGUACAACUUUCUAGCAGCAACAACAACAACAACAACAACAAGAGCAAGCGUUACUUACUUAUAUAUAUAGCAUAUAUAUAUAUAUAGACAAUUCCAACUCAGAUUUGAAUUCGCAUCAAUAACCAAAUCAUUGAAUUGAAAUAUUAUUAACGCGUAUAGCCAAAACAGUGCAUUAUUUGAUAUUAAACAAGUUUUUAUGGAUGGGACAUGCAUUCAGAUUUUAAAUAGCUAAUUAUUCGGUUAAUUGUUGUCACAUUUAUUUUAUACGAAGCUAGAUGAAUACAAAAAACAAAAACAUUUUAAGUGUUAUAUACAUAAUAAAAAUCUAUCAAACCAAAGAGUUGAAAAGGACAAGAAAACAAACCUUAACCUAGUUGCUAGUUGCUAGAUGCUAUAAUUAAUUUUUUAUAUACGAGUAUAGUAAAUUGUUGGUUAUUAUACACAUACAUAUAUACACAUAUAUAUAUAGAGCGUAGUGUUUUUAAAAAGGCAACAACUUAAGCUGAUAACCAUUUGUCAACAUUUGCUAAAUGUUCAUUUGUUGGGGUCCAAAAUAAUCCAUUUCUAUUGGGGGUCUUGCAUGCGAUUUGUUUUCCGUUCUCUUCUGUCUUUUUCUCUGCUAUUCAUAAAUUGUUAAACUUGAAGUUAAUCAUGCGUGAAAUUCAAUUAGUUUGAGCAAACUUUUAUUCGAAGUUUAGGGAUUCAUAAAAUCAUAAAAUUCAAAGGCAAAUAGAGAAACAUUUGAAUUGAUUUGCAAAUUGUUAUGGCUUCUUAGUUAUAGCUGAGCUUUAGAUAAGAUACCGGGAGUUGCCAGAGGGCCUAGUUAGUGUUUAGCAAAUUGUGGUCGUAGUGGUGGUGUUGGAGGUGGUGCAGGCGGUGCAGGUGACGGUGGUGGUGGUAGUGCUGGUGGUGGUGGUGGUGUUGGUGGUGUUGUUGAAAUGUUGGCUGUUAUGCGUGGACUUCAACUGCUUCUUGCGUGAGUGUUUAGUGUUUGGGAUCUGGUCUGUGGCUUGAACUUGCUUGACAAUUGAAUAUAUGUACUUUUAAAAGAAAAAUAUGUUAUGAAAUAUAUCACUGUGUCAUAUCGUACAUUUAUACAGCAGUAAAGCGGCAAGUAACAAGCGAUAAAAUGUUAAAACCAAAAUAUUUAAAUUAAGAAAAAACCCAAGAAAUGAAAAAAAAGUAAAAUAAAAAUGAAAUUUAAUUAUAACUAAAUGAAUAGCAGCAAAGCAGCAACUACAUAUAGUUAAAUAAACUGAAAUGAUUGGCAAGCAACCACAAGAACAAAUUGUAUAUGCAUUUAAUUUAGCCUAAACAAUUAAAACAAACCACAUAUAAGUAUAUAUAUAAUACUAACUAUAAUAAUAACAAUAACAAUAAGCGUUAGCUGAAUAAAUACAAAGCAAAUAUGUUAAAGGCAUUUAGUGAGCAAAUAUGAAUUGAUAAAAAAAAAAAAACUAUUACACACAGACGCCACUUGAAAUUAUUGUUAGUUACAAAACAACAACAAGAACAGCAAAAAACGAACUAAUUUAUUGAAAUGUAUUGCACAAUAUUGUACACUUAUAAAUAUUAGUAAUGAAACAAAAAGGAAGUAACUAAAACUUAAUAGAAACAAAUAGGAAGGCAGCUGCGCUAGCGAAAUAUAUAUAUGUAUUGUAGUUAAUAUACACAUAUAUAUAUAUAUAGUCAUAUCUAUAUAUAUUAGUUCCCAGCCAUGUUUUUUAUUGUAUUCUAAUAUGUGCCCCACAUUAUUGUUUUGAAGGAUCAGAAGUUUCACACUCACACAGCAUAGCUCAGUUAAAUUAGUUGAAUAGUUGAAAUAAACCUAAGUGAAAGAUUUGUGUGAAUUUAUAUGUAAUUUGUAUUGAAUGUGUGCCUAACGCUAUACAUCUUCCCUCCUUCUCUAUCUCUCUCCAAUUUUUUUUGUUUUUGUGUUUUUUUUUUGGAAACACCAGGGCAAACUCUUCAAAUAGUUGGGGAUGAAUUUUUAGCAAUUCGCAGCACUUGCAAUGUGCAGUCGAUUUCUUUUGUCGAACUUAACAAGCAAAUGGAGACCAAAUGCUCAGGGCUUAGCGAGUUAUAUUAACGUAAUAUACAAAACCAAAAGAAACAAACAAACAAAAAUAAAAAGGCAGAAACCGUAUUUAAGAACUAAUUGUAUGUAACACAUCAUGAGCAUGCUCCAUUAAAAUUUAACAAAAUACAAAACUACAAAUCAUUUCAGUUGCAAAUCUAAUGCUAAUGCGUCGACAAAUACCCACAAGAAAAAAAAAAAAAAAAAGAAAAUAAAUAAAUAAAAUAAAACAACAAAAACGAAAUGAACAAGAACAAUCCAGCUAACAAAUUUACAAAUCCAAGCAAUCAAUUUUGUUACAAAGACUGAAUGAGAAACCAACAACAACAAAGGCAACAAAAACAAAGGUUAUGUUACCCACCCUCGAGGGGGGGACAACUUUCAUAUCAAAUGGCAAACGUUUUUCAAAAAAUCCCCAAAUAAAAAGCUUUAAGUUUCAAUCCUUAAAAAUGUAAAUUCUUAUCCUACUUUUGAGUCCUUUACUAGCAAAAAAAAACAAGUCCAUAAUCCAAAAACAAAAAUAAUCCAUUCAAAAGUCCCUUAACGAAUAGUCAAAUAUAGCGAAAUUAAUUCAAAUAUUACCACCAGAAUUUUUGCUACAUAACGAACUAAAUAUAUAUAUAACUAAAAUGCAAUAAUAAGAACAAAUAGUUUACAAAAUAUAGUUAAAAAGGAAGUCGUAUGAAACCAGAUGAGACAUUGCGAACUUUAGCGGACACUUUUCAAGUAGAAUUAUACUAACAAUAUACAAUGAAUAACAAAAUUAAUUAAAUGAAAAAUGAAUAACAAAAUCUGUUUACUCUGAGGCAUUGUAUUUGGAAAUGAUUUUGAAACCCACCACAAGAAAGUGAAAACUGUAAUACUAACGAGAAAGGCAAAUUCAAAAAAUUCAAUUUUUCUCUCAUUAUUAUGUUUAUCUAUGUCUACGUGUCAUCUCAAUUCCAAAUUCAAAUAUUAAUAAAACAAGAAUCGAAAAUCCAAAUCUAAUUCGCAACAGCAAUAUUUCAAUAAAAAAAUCAACAUAUAUUUAUAAAUCAACAUAUGUAUAUACAUACUAACACAUAUGUACAUAAGCGCAGUCACAAAGCUUAACAACUAUAAUCCAAGUACGAAUCCAAGCGAAUCCAAGUCCAAGCGCCAAAAUUAUGGAAAUUAUCGCGCGAGACAGCUAAAGCAAGGAACAGAUAAUACUCUAAUUUACCACUGCCACAAAGUUAAAGGAAAAACAAAUGAAUUAUAUAUAUAGAUAAAGAUAAUGAAACAUACAUCAUCUACAACAUAGAUAUGAUGAAGGGUAAAUUCCUUACAAUUACAUACAUACAUUCAUUCAUUCAUACAUACACACAUGAUGAUGAUGAUGUGCGCAUUGAGCGCAGAUGCAUUCACAAAGGCAGCAUGAAUAAUUAUAUGAAUACAACAUAUAAAUACAUAAGUCAACUUAAACUUAUUAUUUAUAUCCAGAAUAAUAACAAUGAUAACAAUAAAACUUAUCUUAUACAAGCAUUAACUAAAUCCAAAAUAGUUCUUUGCGUGAGAAUAAAGCGAUGUUACAUUAUUUAAUGAAAAUAUAUACAUAUAAAUAAAAUAUAAACAAUUAUA
Messenger RNA from Drosophila mojavensis, 13090 nucleotides. It is a transcript of the gene RhoGAP100F, whose product is annotated as rho GTPase-activating protein 100F. The transcript has 11 exons. The coding region runs from base 1698 to 7328 and encodes 1876 amino acids. NCBI's taxonomy places the organism in Eukaryota, Metazoa, Arthropoda, Insecta, Diptera, Drosophilidae. Gene Ontology annotation, biological process: signal transduction. The record is from RefSeq and is a predicted model, not a curated record. Gene Ontology annotation, molecular function: protein binding.